AUGGAUCUGGAUAAUCGAAUAAAGGCCUACAAAUUUGUCUCCUACGCAGCUGUCACUUUCUCAACAGUUGCCGUACUGUCAGUCUGCGUAACACUGCCCAUGGUCUACAACUAUGUCUAUCAUGUUAGGCGACAUAUGAAAUCCGAAAUAAACUACUGCAAGCACGCGAUAGCUCUCGGAAUUACAUCAGGUCCGGGCAAAAUAGCCUAA
Molecule: messenger RNA, 210 nt
Organism: Gongylonema pulchrum
Lineage: Eukaryota; Metazoa; Nematoda; Chromadorea; Rhabditida; Gongylonematidae
Source: the annotation of a GenBank genome assembly